AUGGGGCACAUUCGUUCUCGGUGUCCCAAGAAUCCACGCGCCUUCAAGUCUACGGGCAUUCAUCCGCCCAGCUUCGAGGUCGGGUUCUGUUUCGAAAACCGAAGCUGUCCCAGCUAUUGUGUCAGCGGAACUAUAAAUGGGUCAUGGGCAUCUACGAUCAUCAGGGACACCGGUUGCUCAUUCUCCUCAGCGCUAGUCUCUUCGCCACCUGCUGACGUCGCCUCGCCACCCUCGCAUGCCACCUCCCCUCCAGCAAAGAUCCUAGCUGUGGAGACACGGUCGGCGAAGGUGAAGCGCCUGCAUCCCCUGGUUCUGCCGAAAUUGCAGCCGCUGACUGUGACUCCCAAGGAAUUUGCCAAGCUUCAAGACUCGUAUUUGGUUGGACCACUUUCACCCCCUUCCUCUGCGGGGCACAGGUAUGUACUCACGUUAAUUGAUUUCGCCACCGGGUUUCCAGAAGCCUUGCCCUUGAAGGAAAUUGAUUCUAUUUCUGUGGCCGAAGCAUUGCUUGUGAUCUUCUCUCGCGUAGGCAUACCACGGGAAAUUCUGUCAGAUAGGGGGACUCAGUUUACCUCUCAGUUGAUGGCGGAGCUUCACAAGUUGCUGGGAGUUAAGCCGUUAUUUACCACCCCUUUUCACCCUAGUGGUAAUGGACGAAUUGAGAGAAUGCAUGGGCCCCUGAAAGCGUCGCUGCGGAAAUUGUGUGCCGACAAACCCAGAGAGUGGCACCGGUAUCUUGUCCCCACGUUAUUUGCGCUGAGAGAAAUUCCUAGCGACCGGACCGGGUUCUCGGCGUUCGAGUUAUUAUACGGCCGAGCCGUGAGAGGCCCGCUCUCGGUGUUAAGGGAUCUGUGGGAGGACACCAGUAUAGAAGACGACGAGCGGACUCACUACCAGUAUGUCCUUGAAUUACGGGACAAACUUUCACAGUGUGCCAAGAUCGCCGCGCAGAAUGCUGACAUUAGUAACACCAAAUAUAAGGCCUAUUUCGACGUCAAAUCACUAGAUCGUCAAUUUAUUCCGGGGGAUGAAGUGUUAGUGCUCUUGCCUGAUAAGAAGAGCAAGUUGCUUGUUUCCUGGAAUGGGCCUUACAAAGUCCUAGAGAAGCGGAGUAGGGCCCACCUUAACUUUGCUCAUGUCCUAGAUAACGAUUCUAAGCUAGAGUCAGUCGAGGCACUACCCUGCGAGGAGUCGGGAAUAAUUCCGGCACCAGACUCGGAUGAUCUCGGUUGCCAGCUACCGAUAACUCCAGAUGGCAUAGUAGAAUCCCCUUCGACUGACGAUGGGCCCGCACUUAAACCUGGAUUGGAGAGGAACCAACGUGCUGACAUUGAGGACUUGAUUGCUAACUUUGAGGAUGUAUUCUCAAACGUCCCGGGAUGCACAUCCACUGUACACCAUGACAUCCUCCUCACAACCACUCAGCGUGUGCAGGCCAAAGUUUAUCCUGUCCCUAUUCAUCUCCAGAGUUAUUUUGAAGAAGAGGUCGACCGUCUACUUGAGCAGGGAAUCAUCCAAUUGUCAUCGUCCCCUCACUGCUCUCCGGUGGUUAUGGUGCGUAAGCAGGAUGGUACUUUUAGGAUGGCCAUUGACUACAGGGCGUUAAAUGAGGUAACUGUCUUUCAUGCCGAGCCCGCCUGUUCUAUGGAGGAAGACUUGCACAAGUUCUCAGGGGCGAAGUACUUCUCGGAGCUGGAUCUAUGUAAAGCUUACUACCAGGUACCCUUAACUGAACGCGCAAAACCACUAACUGCAUUUCCUACUCGUAGAGGAUUGAUGGAAUUCUGCCGACUUCCAUUUGGGCUGGUGACUGCUUGUGCCACGUACAUCAGGCUGAUGCGCCUCGUCCUUGCCGGUUUGCCUAGAGUUUCUUUUUAUUUUGACAACAUUUUCAUAUAUUCCUCAGAUUGGCAAGAACAUCUUGGCGACGUUAAAGCUGUCUUGGAGAGGUUAAGGGGACAUACUUUGACGAUAAAGCCAUCUAAGUGCCGCUUUGGAUUUGAGUCUAUUCAUUAUCUUGGAUUCGUGCUAGAUGGUCGGCAUCUUCGUCCCCAACCUGAGAAAAUACAAGCCCUUUGUGAGGUGUGUCCUCCUACAACUAAGAAACUCCUCCGUAGUUUUCUCGGUAUGAUCUCUUUUUAUAAAGCUUUCAUUCCCCAGGCAUCUGAGUAUACCGGACCCUUAUCUGACCUGCUAAGGAAAGGCCACCGGGAGCCUCUUGUCUGGAACGACGACCUGCUGGCCAGAUUUAAUCGUCUCAAGAAUUCGCUAUCCACGCAGCCCAUCCUCAAACUGCCUGAUCAACACUUAACCUUCGUUCUUAGGACGGACGCCUCCAGUCAUGGCCUAGGAGCCGUCCUCCUCCAAUAUGUUCAGGCAUGUCCUCACCCAGUGGCCUAUGCCAGUAGGAAGUUACUAGAUAGGGAGAGGAGGUACUCCACCAUUGAACGUGAGUGCUAG
Molecule: messenger RNA, 2460 nt
Organism: Homarus americanus (American lobster)
Lineage: Eukaryota; Metazoa; Arthropoda; Malacostraca; Decapoda; Nephropidae
Exons: 4
Coding region: 1-2460 (819 amino acids)
Biological process (GO): DNA integration
Molecular function (GO): nucleic acid binding
Source: RefSeq, a predicted model, not a curated record